GUAUGCAAGUAUUUUUUACGUGGCAGCUGUGGACAUGGUGAUUCCUGUCGAUACAAACAUGAAAAGAAACAAAUUCCAGUACUUUGUCGAUUUUACAAAAGUGGAUCUUGCGGCAAUGGAGAAAAUUGUAUUUUCAGUCAUGAUUUGCAAUUACAACCAUGUCGAUUUCUUUUUGUAGGAGGUCAUUGUGAUGCAGGCGAUCACUGUCCAUUCUCACAUGCACCACUGACGGAGGAGAGUCGAAAGGAAUUACACAAAAUGACGGGACCUUGUCGAUUUUACCAUUUCAAGGGAUACUGUACCAAUGGCGAAACCUGCGUCUUUUCUCACACCGAAAUCUCCAACGAUCAACGACACGAACUAGAACAAACAUUGACACCUUGUAGGCAUUUCCAUACCCGUGGUUCUUGUCCUGUAGGCGAUCAAUGUUUUUAUCUCCAUCAAGAAGCGUCUCCUGAAAGUGUCCAACUCUUGAAGGCAAGUCUA
This is a messenger RNA of Halteromyces radiatus, 486 nucleotides long. RefSeq lists its product as uncharacterized. Gene Ontology annotation, molecular function: metal ion binding; RNA binding. The record is from RefSeq and is a predicted model, not a curated record. The annotation marks the transcript as partial. Gene Ontology annotation, biological process: negative regulation of DNA-templated transcription. Gene Ontology annotation, cellular component: nucleus. Lineage: Eukaryota; Fungi; Mucoromycota; Mucoromycetes; Mucorales; Cunninghamellaceae. The transcript is spliced from 2 exons.